AUGGCAUACGCGCAGUCAGCACAUUCGGGGGCCUCCUCUGGGGGGGGCCCUCUGCAGGCGGCUCCCCAGCGUCAGCUUCGUACCCGGCCAGUGGAUGGCUCCAAGCCUCUGUAUAUUGUUCGCUCCGUGAAGGACCUCGAAGUGCUUGCAGAGGAGGAGGGUGUUCGCUUGGACCCGGUGUCAUUGGGAUUUUUAUCGCCUUCGCAAUUCGUAACAGAGGACUUGACGGCUCCAGCCCCGAAGAAGCCUCGGACUCAGAGCAUUGCAGUACCCCCCAUUCAAAAGGAAAAGCGGAUCCACCAAGCAGCAGACUUCGUACAGCCGGAGUAUUAUAUCCGAACCGAAGCACACAGAGAUUUGGUGAGUGGCUUGCGACUGUCUGAUGGAUCGACUGUCCACUAUGAUAUGCUGGAGGAAGAUGAGGAGUUUGUCGACGCGCUAAAUCGAAAAACAAACAGAAAUAAUAUCAUCACAAAGAAGCCGCUCUACAUGCCCGCGGAACCUGGGGCCCCUGAUGCAUGCGCCGUUGCGUCAAAUGCAGCAGAUGCAGCUGCAGGACUGGCAGCUGAAACGGCUGCAACCACCGCUUCCAACGGAGAGGGUGCUGCGUCUGACUCCCAGCAGCAAGAAGAAGCCCUGCAAAAACAGAAUCAUCCUACUUCUGGCCCCUUCCGUUUGGUCUUGAAUCCCAUCUGCCUUGCAAACAAGUCGCUCUUCCUCUCCGACAUUGCGUUCAUCAAGCUGAUGGAUGCUCUCGAGAAGGAGGCACAUGCGAGAGGGGGGAGCGAGCUCUCGGUGUCUCCUGAUGAGGCCGCACGGAUUGCGGCACAAGACCUCAAUUUGGGACUGCAUGCAGUUAUUUGCAAGCAUGUUCAUGCGCAUUGGCAGCGCCGCAGACAGCGCCUGCAGAAGCCUUUGCUGCGGCAUUUAUGGCCUCAGCCCUCGCCUGCAGAUACCUCGCCGCUUGCAGUCUUCCGACCGAGAGUGGGCCGCGAGAAGAUGACUUUGAGGAAGCAAAAGCGGAUUGGCAAAGACGCGCUGGUUAGAGCCGAAAAGCUGCUGGAUGACUGCAGGCUUGUUGAGAAGGUUCUGCGCCGCAUGCGGACGCGUGACGAAAAGAAGGAGCAUCUUCUUGAGGUGCGAAGCUUGAUGUUCGAGCAGCAGCGCUUCGAGCUGACCGACCCCUUUUAUUCCCACCCAUUGUGGCUGCAGCUAAGGGAGAAGGUCAAAGGCUCAGGCAGCCGCAGGACCGAUCGGAGGGGCGACAAGAGGGCCCUUUUGCAUGCUGCUGCCUCUGCAAGUGCUGGAGCUGCGGCACUGCCGCCGCCGCAGGGGCCCCCGGGGUCUGCGUCUGCUGGCGCUGCACGGCAGCAAGGCCCACCAGGGGCCCCCCAGGGCCCCCCCUCAGACUCACGCCAGAUACGCAGACAAGCCAAGAGGGAUCGACUGGGGCGGCUGAUACCCGUAAUGAGUCCCUCUCUAAUCCUCCGCCCAAAGGCCAACAGGCAUUGGAAGCCUUCAACUCAGUGUCUAUUUGGCACCUCUCCCUUGCCGCCCUCUCUCAUCCCGGUGUCUUCCCCGUUGCUUUUUACUCUUUCUCCUGCUGCUGCAUCGCAGCAGCCGGAGGGGGCACCCGCAGAGACGGGAGCUGUGGAGGUGGACGGCGACAAUUCCCAGGGCCCCCCCAAAUGCAGAUUCAGUAUCAUUAGGCGCAGAGGGCGGGGAGGACGCCUGUGGAUCGACAGGCUGCGCUGCGUUCCCCAGCAGCAAGAGCAGCAGCAACAGCAGCAGCAGGAGCAGCACUUGGGGGGCCCAGCUGAGAAGCGGACUCCGCGCAUGUGGACAAGCGGCACCGAAAACGGAACCCCCGCAGGAGGGGGCCCCUUUAACCCUUACGAGUACCAGGAGGGCGAGGAGGGUCUCUCAGGGGGCCCUUCACCAGAAUCUGUCCCCUCCGUGAUUGCAGCCGACAGCAGCGGCAGCAGCCUCGAGCGAGACGAGUUAGACUUGGAGCCGCCGUUCGCUUCUGCCAGUGGGGCUGUUGAGCCAGCGAAUUGCGGGGGCUUUCACUUGUUCUCCCUCCACUUGUACUUACAGCAGCAGCAGCAGCAGCAGCAGCAGCUGUCGUUUGAAGGCCCCUCCGGCACUGCAGCCGAUUGGGCAGGCCCCGAAGUGCUUCUGCAUGCGCAGCAGGAUCUGGCUCUCCCCCCGGCAGCAGCCGCCACUGCCCCUCGACAGUUGCAAGAUGAAAUCAGGGUGGCAGUUGAAGCAGCAAGAAAGAAACAGAUGAGACUCAACCCUGGUCCGGAAGAUGCAGCGGAGAUGACUGCAGCCUUCUCCGAAUGGCUAGAGAAAACAGAGGCUGCAUCAGCAGAUUCCUUGCUUCGAACGGCAUCUAGGGAUUUCCAGCAACAGGCAGUCUGCUCGGGGUCACUGCCUAUUCGAGGGGGUGCCCAAUGGUAG
This is a messenger RNA of Cyclospora cayetanensis, 2463 nucleotides long. RefSeq lists its product as uncharacterized. The record is from RefSeq and is a predicted model, not a curated record. Gene Ontology annotation, biological process: regulation of transcription by RNA polymerase II. Gene Ontology annotation, cellular component: piccolo histone acetyltransferase complex. NCBI's taxonomy places the organism in Eukaryota, Apicomplexa, Conoidasida, Eucoccidiorida, Eimeriidae. The transcript is spliced from 10 exons. Bases 1 to 2463 code for a protein of 820 amino acids.